AUGGAUUAAAAUAUUAUAUAAUUAACAGGAGAUUAGAAGGCUAAAUUGCAUUAAUUAAAAUAGAGUGUUUAUAUAGAAGCAUAAAAACUAUUAAGAGAUGACUUAAUACAAAAAUAUACAGAUCAAGCUCAAUUAAUUAGAUUAUUGGUAGCAAAAGAUUGGAAAUUAGAUGAAGCUUGGGAACAAUGGAAUAGAUGGGUAGAAUGGAGAAAGUAAUAUAAGGCAGAUGAUAUAAAAAUUUAAGAAAUUAAAAAAGAACUUGAUAUGAAUAAAACAUUCUGGAAUGGAUAAGAUAAAUUGGGAAACCCUUGUUUAGUAAUAAAAGCUAGAAGACAUUUCCCUGGAUAAAGCGAUCCUGAUACUCUAAUUAGAUAUAUGCUAUAUAUGAUUGAUAUUGGUAUAGAAAGGGCUGAAUAGGCAGGUACAGGUAAAAUCACUAUAAUUUGGGAUAGAGAAGGAGUUACUUCUAAGAAUUUUGAUUCGUCUAUGUUCAAAAUUAUAAAAAGGAUGGUAACACUUGUUUAAGACAAUUAUGCUGAACGAUUGCAUUAAGCAUAUAUUCUCUAUCCAAAUUUUUUAUAUAAAACUGUGAUGACUGUUGUCAAACCUUUCUUAAGUGAGAGAACUAAAUAGAAAAUUAUUUUAUGCAAUGAAUUUAAGGAUCUAUAUCCAUAUUUUGGAAAUGAUUUUAUUAUUUCUGAUGGAAUUGGAGAUGAAUAAAUCUAAUAAUUAUAGGAUAGCUUAUAAGAUGAAUAAUAGAUCUAGUCUUUUAUUUAAUAAUAAUUAUUGCAGGAAUGA
Paramecium sonneborni is the source of this 798-nucleotide messenger RNA. The record is from the annotation of a GenBank genome assembly. NCBI's taxonomy places the organism in Eukaryota, Ciliophora, Oligohymenophorea, Peniculida, Parameciidae.